This is a messenger RNA of Phyllostomus discolor (pale spear-nosed bat), 3165 nucleotides long. RefSeq names its product SH2 domain containing 3C (gene SH2D3C). Gene Ontology annotation, molecular function: phosphotyrosine residue binding; guanyl-nucleotide exchange factor activity. The transcript has 10 exons. Gene Ontology annotation, biological process: small GTPase-mediated signal transduction; positive regulation of peptidyl-serine phosphorylation. The record is from RefSeq and is a predicted model, not a curated record. Bases 623 to 2731 code for a protein of 702 amino acids. Lineage: Eukaryota; Metazoa; Chordata; Mammalia; Chiroptera; Phyllostomidae.
GGUUGGUGCCCUAACCAUCCGACCCUCCUGGCCCUCAGCACCCCCAGAGGCUGUCGGUCGUACCCCCCGCGAUUCUCUGCAGAAUCCCUGAUUCCAACUCAGAGACGAGAAAUCCUGGGCUCUGGGCGAUUUCCCGAGGCCACAAAGGGUUUGGUCAGGCACAUACGGUGAUUUUUCCAGCGUCGGAUAGGGUUUAAUUCCAAGUCUCUGCCCGCUGCGGGUCACUGAGGGGCACAGCCCGCGGGGGCGGAGGGACUCCCCUCGGCGGGCCGGGGUUCCCACCCCAUCCCGCUAUCCCUCGUGAUGGCCCCCGUGGCAGGUCCCCCGCGUCACGUCCCCCUACUCCAGGCAGCUGGGGCGCGCAGGCUGGGGCGCAGAGCGGCUGCGGGGUGGGGGGCGAGGGGUAGGCGGAGGGAGGAACAAUGGCCCCCUCCCCUCCCCUGGCCGGCUGGAGGGUGGGGUCUCCCCGCCCCGCCUCCCUGCUCCUCCCCCGACAAGGCGAUGAGGUAAUCGCGCCGCCGAGAGGCACGCUCAGCCGGUGCCCAGCCCGGUCGGUCCAGCGCCCCUGCCCCGCCGGCCGCCGCCCCCUGCGCCGGCCCGGUCCCGGCUCCCCGGCCCCACCAUGACCGAGCGCUGCAGCCUGUGGAGUGCCCUAUCGGCCGCCGCCUGCUGCUUCUACCGUGGCUCCUUCGUGCAGGUGCAGUUUUCCAAGGAGAAGUACAUCUUGGAUUCGUCGCCUGAGAAACUGCACAAGGAGCUGGAGGAAGAACUCAAACUCAGCAGCACGGACCUCCGCAGCCACGCCUGGUACCACGGCCGCAUCCCCCGCGAGGUCUCGGAGACCCUGGUGCAGCGCAACGGCGACUUCCUCAUCCGGGACUCGCUCACCAGCCUGGGGGACUACGUGCUCACGUGCCGCUGGCGCAACCAGGCCUUGCACUUCAAGAUCAACAAGGUGGUGGUGAAGGCCGGCGAGAGCUACACCCACAUCCAGUACCUGUUCGAGCAGGAGAGCUUCGACCACGUGCCCGCGCUCGUGCGGUACCACGUGGGCAGCCGCAAGGCCGUGUCGGAGCAGAGUGGCGCCAUCAUCUACUGCCCCGUGAACCGCACCUUCCCGCUGCGCUACCUGGAGGCCUGCUAUGGCCUGGGCCAGGGCGGCGGCAAGGCCGCCGGCCCCGCCAGCCCCUCGGGCCCCAAGGGCAGCCACAUGAAGCGGCGCAGCAUCACCAUGACUGACGGGCUCACUGCCGACAAGGUCACCCGCAGCGAUGGCUGCCCCACCAGCACAUCACUGCCCCACCCCCGGGAAUCCAUCCGCAACUGUGCCCUCAGCAUGGACCAGAUCCCAGACCUGCACUCGCCCAUGUCCCCCAUCUCUGAGAGCCCCAGCUCCCCCGCCUACAGCACCGUGACCCGUGUUCAUGCUGCCCCCGCAGCCACGUCAGCCACAGCGUUGCCCGCCUCCCCUGUCGCCCGCCGCUCCAGCGAACCUCAGCUGUGUCCUGGAAGUACCCCAAAGCCCCCCGGGGAGUUGGACAAGGGCCCUUAUGCCAGCCCCUCCCACACCCUGUGCAAGGCCUCCCCGUCACCAUCCCUCAGCAGCUACAGCGACCCGGACUCUGGCCACUACUGCCAGCUGCAGCCUCCCGUUUGCGGCAGCCGCGAGUGGGCAGCGGCUGAGGCCUCUAGCCGGCAGGCCAAGGGCUAUGGCGAGAGGCUAAAGGAACUGUCGGAAAGCGGGGCUCCGGACGGGGACUGGGGCCGGGCCUUCACGCCCCCCGUGGUGGAAGCUGCCUCUUCCUUCAACCCGGCCACCUUCCAGUCCCUGCUGAUCCCCAAGGAUAACCGGCCACUGGAGGUGGGCCUGCUGCGCAAGGUCAAGGAGCUGCUGGCAGAGGUGGACGCCAGGACGCUGGCUCGGCAUGUCACCAAGGUCGACUGCCUGGUUGCUAGGAUACUGGGCGUUACCAAGGAGAUGCAGACCCUAAUGGGAGUCCGCUGGGGCAUGGAGCUGCUCACCCUCCCCCAUGGCCGGCAGCUACGACUAGACCUGCUGGAAAGGUUCCACACCAUGUCCAUCAUGCUGGCUGUGGACAUCCUGGGCUGCACCGGCUCUGCGGAGGAGCGGGCAGCGCUUCUGCACAAGACCAUCCAGCUGGCGGCUGAGCUUCGGGGGACCAUGGGCAACAUGUUCAGCUUCGCCGCGGUCAUGGGCGCCCUGGAUAUGGCCCAGAUUGCCCGGCUGGAGCAGACGUGGAUGACCCUGCGGCAGCGACACACGGAAGGCGCCAUCCUCUACGAGAAGAAGCUCAAGCCGUUUCUCAAGAGCCUGAACGAGGGCAAAGAAGGCCCGCCACUGAGCAACACCACGUUCCCGCACGUACUGCCGCUCAUCACGCUGCUGGAGUGUGACUCGGCCCCAGCGGAGGGCCCUGAGCCCUGGGGCAGCACGGAGCACGGCGUGGAGGUGGUGCUGGCCCACCUGGAGGCCGCCCGCACGGUGGCGCACCACGGAGGCCUGUACCACACCAACGCUGAGGUCAAGCUGCAGGGGUUCCAGGCCCGGCCCGAGCUCCUGGAGGUGUUCAGCACUGAGUUCCAGAUGCGCUUGCUCUGGGGCAGCCAGGGCGCCAGCAGCAGCCAGGCCCGGCGCUACGAGAAGUUUGACAAAGUCCUCACUGCCCUGUCCCACAAACUGGAGCCCGCCGUCCGCUCCAGCGAGCUGUGACCCCCAUGGACCCUUCCCCUCUGCAGCUGCGGGCAGCAUCGGGGACAGAGGGGCACGGACCUUUCCCCAGAGCACCCCAGGGACACUGUGAUCAGCCCAAGAAUGUUCUGGGCUCAACGCCAGGAUCUCCCUCACGCCUCCAGGGCUCUGCAUGGACCCUGGGCUCCGUCCCACCGGCUACACACUCACCAAGCCCCCCUUCAGGAAGAACCGGAACCCCUGGUCCUCCCUCCGGCUUCUGCUCCCCCCACUUCCUGCCGAGGUGCCCUGUGUUGGAGCUGUGGGAGGCUCCUCACGCCUCCUCACUCUCUCCAGGCAUCUGCUCCCCACCAACGCCAAGGCCUCCAUCUGGCUGUAAAUAAGUCUUUCUGUUCUGUAAAUAGGUGUACAGAAGCCAUGGUCUUUCUUUCAUAUAAUAAACUUUUAUGAAUCUU